This is a messenger RNA of Zonotrichia leucophrys gambelii, 3389 nucleotides long. RefSeq lists its product as uncharacterized. NCBI's taxonomy places the organism in Eukaryota, Metazoa, Chordata, Aves, Passeriformes, Passerellidae. The transcript has a single exon. The record is from RefSeq and is a predicted model, not a curated record. The coding region runs from base 1735 to 3060 and encodes 441 amino acids.
UUAGUUGUGUUAUACUAAUCACAGCUGAUAGAAACACAACACAGCCUAGAGGUGUCUUCAGACAGUUGUUUCAGUGAGUGUGCCAAGAAACACAAAUAGAGGUGUAAAAACCGUUUGAGUCUGGGACUAAAAGGGCACUAAAGUCUCAACAGAGUAAAUGUGAUGGAGCCUCAUUUUGGAUGCAGAGACUGUGUUGUUGAGUAACAUGUUUUAGCUGAAAAAUAAAGUGAUACCAACACCUGUGCUUCUACAAGGCAAUCUCCAGGACCAUUGCUGUGUGGAAGCUGUUCACAUUUUUGUUGCGUCUCAUAAUACAUUUAUCCAUUUAAAAAAUUGUGGGAUUGUGCUGGCUGCUGGCAGUUUGAUCAGUUUGAGCUGCCAUUGCUCUUGGGAUUGGUAUUUUUCUGGCUUUUGAAAGCAAGCUGCUGGCAAGCAGAGUUCAGAUGGCAGAGGGCUGACCCGUCACAUACAGGUUUUCAGAGCUGUUGACAAGAUUUGGGCUUUUCAGUUCUCGCAGGGAACAGCUGUCCAGGCCCUGAGAUGGAGCUGCGCUUCUGGUUAACCAGAGUUUCUUUUCUGGUAUGUGCUGAGAAGUGUGUGCACCCUUCACGUGCGAGUGCCCUCAGGGCACUGAAUAUCUUUGUUGUAGCAGAGCUGAUUUAGGGUGGUUGCUUCACGUUCUGGUGUAUCCUGUCUGCCUGUCCUCCUGAGCUCUGCUGGCUCUCGCAGUGUAACUGUACUCGGUGCUGGCAGUGCCGCGUGUGGUGGCAUUGCUGACUCCCUCUCUGGAGGCCAGCCAGGAGCAGGCAGUUCUGUGCAGGGUCUGGGACAAAUCGGUACAAACGGACAUGCAACACCCAACUCCGCUUUUCCCUCCCCUGUACUGCCUGGUAAAUCUGGAAAAGGAGCUUUCUGUCUUGCUCUCCUGCAUGCUUCUGCUGGUUUCACUGUGUGAGGGAUCUUUGCCAUAUGUAUGAUUGCUUUGUAAUUUGUAGUUGCUCAAAGGGAACCGCAGGUUAUAUUGCUGUUGGGGAUUUUUAAAGGCAAAAGUUUUUUGCUUAACUGCAUUAUGAGCCUGGUUAAAAUGGAAAGCAUAACCGUGUUGUAUUUAUUUCUGUCCUGCCAUGACAGCCCAGAGCUGUAACACACCCAUGUUAUGCUUGAAAGAAUUUUCCUCAUUUGCAUGUGGUGUAGACUUAAACUUUUAACACAAAAUGGAAGUGUUCUGUUGUAGUUACAUUUUUCUGCGAGUGCUUUCUCCAAGUGUGCCCUGUGAAUGUGAUGUGGUUUAGAUUUAUCGCAGUGCUGAGUGUAUUCGCUGCCUCCGUCAGCUGCGAGAGCUUUCCCGCUGGGGCCGCUCCUCCCUGAUGGAAAAGGAGCAGCUGGGAAGGUGCUGUUUCAGGCUCUUGCUGGCAUUAAAAAAAAAAAAAAAAAAGGAAAAAACAAACUCCUCACACACACUUACAUUGGAGAGGGGGAACCAGGCCACGUGACUCCCACCAUCCUACCCUAUGUCACCGUGUGUGUAGGAGCGCUGACUGCUCCUGCCCAAUCAUGCCUGGAAUGCCGCUUGCCACUUGGGCUAUUUCUGCUAUCUGUCGCUCCCAGGGCUGCAGUGCUAACCGUUUGGCAGAUGGGACACUUUUUCUCGGAGUUCAUGUCUUUGGUUUUUAACUUCUGGCAGUGCCUGAAUUGUUGCUGUUCUCCCUCUCCUUUUCUCCUCUCUGUAAAACCAUGGCCCAUCGGCUGCGGUUUCAUUUUGGCUCUGGGAGAAGCAACACAGCUCCCGAAUCGGAGAUCCUCGCCCGGGAGAGAGAAGAUGACUUUUUCAUGGCAUUCCACACCUUGCCAAGAAGAAGCAGCCCUCACGCCUUCUCGCGGCACGGGGCGGAGGAUGGCAGCAAUGGAGGCUUGCACGAAGCGGGCUCCUUGAAGAGGAGCACAUCCAUGUUCAUCCCGCAGCUGCUGAACGGCGUGGACGCGCGCCCCACCAGGAGCUCGUCCAUGCAGAUCUCGCUGCAGCGCAAGGCCGCCGACGGCUGCGCCGACGAGAGCGCGGCCCCGGACUCUCCGGAGGAGACGCUGCCCUGGAAAUGCUCAGACUUGAGGGAGCGUCACGCAUCCCCCGCUGAAAAGCGCUCUUCUCCGAGCGCUCCUCAGGUGACUGCUGAAGGUUCUUCACCCAGGCUGCUGGAAGAGUUAGGGCAGCAGACAGACGGAACUGUUUGCUGUAACCGUAGAAUGUUUUGUAGCGCUAAUCCCCAGAGCGAGGAGGCUCUGCCGACUGCCCAACGAGAAGAAGCAAGUGAAGCGGCUUCAGGUUUAAACAUAAGCGGUGUGAGGAUUCAGCAUCGGGCCUCAAGUGCUGAGGUGCCUCAGGUUACUCUACUUCCCCUUGGUCCUGAGGCUCCAAAUAGCGCUCCCACCUCUGAACCCCGGCGCUGGUCCUUGCAGCAUGUGCCAGAUCUGUCAGCAAAUUCAGGGAAAAAGUUCUUUGUUCUCCAGUUACAGCAGCCACAGACCAGCAGUACGGGCACAGGAGGUGGAGGUAACUUUGGCUUUACCGGAACAAAAGGGGACAGAUUGGUCAGGUACCCUCGGAUACGGCUGGAAAGGAGUACUUCCUACCCCGUCCAGCCACCAGCAGAAGGAAUUAGCCCCACAGGUGAUGGGCUGAAUUCGGAGCUGCCUGGAAACAACGGGAACAGGGCAGAAAUACCUAGAAGCAAUUCAGUAGAGCGGAUGCCUCAAGGGCAGGGAUGCUUGUUUAAAAUCAGACCUGAUCAAAACAUGAGGCAGCAGCACUUCAGGAUUCUUGUCACGCGUGGGCCAGAAGAGCAAAGUCAGGGUGUUGGUAAGGAGGGUCGUGGCACCCCGUGUCCUGCGGCAGCCGGCCCCGCAGUAAGUAUGAUGCUGGGUGUGCUGUGCUGUGCUGUGCUGCUGAAACUCAGAUUGCCUUACAAAGGCUGCCAGGCUGCAGCCAACUGCAGCACUUCCAUUGGUAGUGCUGGAACGUUCUGCCUUUCUGUGGAGCAAACCACAAAUCAGCUUUAUUUCUAAUCUAAUGUAACUUUGCUCUCAGUUAAGAUUACAUCCAGAGUCAUAUUUUCGGAUCUUACUGUCACAUGUUUCUUAAUUCACUGUUAUGUCAGCUGGAAAGAUUUUUUUUAAAUCAGAGCAUUCAAAUAGCAAAUUAAAUGUUCCUGUUAGUUCAGUUGGCUGGGAUCUUACUGCAUGAAGAACUCUUUGUACACUCUGGUUUUAAAAAUCAGAAUACUUUGGCACUUUCUAAAUGUAAUGGACACACGUGUACCUCUACACACUUCCAAAAAAGUAUUGUAAUGAAGUAGUUGUUAAAACUCUGGGAAUCUUAGGGUGAUUUCAAUCAA